This is a messenger RNA of Brassica oleracea var. oleracea, 490 nucleotides long. RefSeq names its product probable glutamyl endopeptidase, chloroplastic. Gene Ontology annotation, molecular function: serine-type endopeptidase activity. The record is from RefSeq and is a predicted model, not a curated record. Gene Ontology annotation, biological process: proteolysis. NCBI's taxonomy places the organism in Eukaryota, Viridiplantae, Streptophyta, Magnoliopsida, Brassicales, Brassicaceae. The coding region runs from base 89 to 490 and encodes 133 amino acids. The transcript has 5 exons.
UUACAAGACAUACGAAACUCAGAAAGUGCAGUGAUCCUUUAAGACCUGCCUCAGCGAGAUCAAACGCUCCGCUGUGCUUAUAGAUCAAAUGUAUGUAGAGAAAUUGGUUGCAAGUGCCGAGGCUGCUGUAGAUGAAGUCGUCAGGCGUGGAGUGGCUCAUCCAAGCAAAACCGCUGUUGGUGGACACUCUUAUGGAGCGUUUAUGACUGCAAAUCUCCUUGCUCAUGCUCCUCAUCUUUUCUCCUGCGGAAUAGCUCGAUUUGGCGCUUACAACAGAACACUAACGCCAUUUGGUUUCCAGAACGAGGACCGGACACUGUGGGAAGCUACUAACGUCUAUGUCGAGAUGAGCCCAUUCAUGUCUGCCGAUAAAAUCAAGAAGCCAAUCUUGCUCAUCCAUGGUGAAGAAGACAAUAACCCAGGAACUCUAACAAUGCAGUCGGACAGAUUCUUCCGCGCUGGACCGAGAUACUGUGGGUUGACGUUUUGA